Aspergillus pseudoviridinutans is the source of this 879-nucleotide messenger RNA. RefSeq lists its product as uncharacterized. Bases 1 to 879 code for a protein of 292 amino acids. The transcript has 2 exons. NCBI's taxonomy places the organism in Eukaryota, Fungi, Ascomycota, Eurotiomycetes, Eurotiales, Aspergillaceae. The record is from RefSeq and is a predicted model, not a curated record.
AUGGAUCAUAUAGUGGCUAGCACGAACUUAAGCAAUGCAGCUGAAGAUGAUAAAAGAGGAUCUAGGUGGAUUGUUAUUUCUCAUUCACACCGUUUAUCCAUUCUUAAAUUCACCUCACACGCGUCCCCUGAUGCUCUGGAACGCCUACUUUUGUGCUUUGGCUGCCUCGAAUCAGAAAUAUUCCAGGUGUACAAGGUGGUUCUAAGCUUGUUGGAUCCAAAUGCUUUCAUUGGUACACCGGAUAUGGAACGAGCGAGAAGUUCCGUUGCAACAAUUAAACUUCAGAUGCUUGCCUUACGGCAGUCUCUGGAAACCAGAUUCCCAAUAUCUCCAAAGGACGGGCCAAGAAUCCAGGAAUACCUGGAAGACAUACACUACGCUUCACAUAGAGCUGCUUGCAAGCCACUAAAGCUUCUCUCAGCAUGCGUGUUGAAUGGCUUAGACAUAUUCGGAAAAGUCACUGGCCGUGUCCAAAAUGCCAAAUCGAAUAUCGGGAUUAUUAACGAGAUUAUUGAGCAGACGAAUAUUGAGAGAGGCAGGCGUCCAGAGAAAGGUGUCAUCGAUCUGAUCACCCUUAAUCAUUAUUGGAAGCUGCGGCGUGGUGAUUCGCAAUACAACGAGACCGAGCGAAAACACUUUAUCGAUUCGAAUAUCAGUAUUUCGCGGACGCUUGAACAAUACCCCAUUGGUUGGAAAGAUCUUCCCAUCUCUGACCUCAUGUGCUACAAAUUUGACGAUGACUACUACUGGAAGGGAUUCUGGGAUUCUGUAGAGCCUGGUCGCUUGGAUGAGUCCCACUUAAUCGAAUUUAUCAGAAAAGGUUCGUAUCCUUCGAAGCAUCAUACACGAAGCCAUAUUGACAGUCACACCAGCCUGUGA